Messenger RNA from Aspergillus thermomutatus, 507 nucleotides. RefSeq lists its product as uncharacterized. Gene Ontology annotation, molecular function: GTP binding; GTPase activity. The coding region runs from base 1 to 507 and encodes 168 amino acids. Gene Ontology annotation, cellular component: cytoplasm; microtubule cytoskeleton. Gene Ontology annotation, biological process: protein folding. The record is from RefSeq and is a predicted model, not a curated record. Lineage: Eukaryota; Fungi; Ascomycota; Eurotiomycetes; Eurotiales; Aspergillaceae. The transcript has 5 exons.
AUGCUCACGAUCGAUGCUAGUGGUCUUGAUAAUGCUGGGAAGACAACGAUUGUGAAGCAGAUUAUGAAGGAAGAUGUCACAACUGUCAGCCCUACACUGGGCUUUAUCAUCAAAACAAUAGAUUUUGAAGGAUAUAGAUUGAACAUAUGGGACGUCGGGGGACAAAAAACACUGCGGUCAUACUGGAAAAACUACUUUGAGAAGACCGACACACUUGUCUGGGUGGUAGAUGCAACAGACCGUCUACGAGUUGAUGAUUGCCGGGAUGAACUCGCGGGCCUACUCCUCGAAGAGCGCCUGAUGGGAGCAAGUCUCCUGAUAUUCUUGAACAAGACAGAUGUAGAAGGAUGUAUGACGGAGGAUGAAGUCCGUGAACGGCUUCGCCUGGAUUCAAUAAAGACCCACAAAUGGACUAUAUUGCACUGCAGUGCCAUGACAGGCAAGAAUCUUCAUGAAGGCUUACAAUGGGUAGUGCAGGAUGCAAAAGACAGACUUUUCCUCUACUGA